GAUUCUGAGACAACGCGUGCACCUUCCACAGUCUCUGCUUCAGGUACCAUGAAGAUCUCCACAGCUGCAUCCCUCACCGUCAUCCUCGUUGCAGCCGCCCUCUGCACCCCCGCACCUGCCUCCCCAUAUGGCUCGGACACCACUCCCUGCUGCUUUGCCUACCUCUCCCUCGCACUGCCCCGUGCCCACGUGAAGGAGUAUUUUUACACCAGCAGCAAGUGCUCCAACCUUGCAGUCGUCUUUGUCACUCGAAGGAACCGCCAAGUGUGUGCCAACCCAGAGAAGAAGUGGGUUCAAGAAUACAUCAACUAUUUGGAGAUGAGCUAGAAUAGAGGGUCUCUCCAUUCUGAUCCUGUAUAGCUUUCCUGUCAUUGCUUGCUCUAGUCCUAACCAGCUGGGGAUGCCACUGAGCAACCCCCUACUCCCACUCAUUCCUGGGAGGGCAUAGAUGCUAUCAUACCAUAGAGAUUAUAACAGUGUCCUCUCCUAUGGCCUGGGAGAUGUGCUCUUCAUAGCUCCUCACAGGCUCUGUACAGCAAAUGUAAGAAAUCCGCAUUUCAUUAAAAUGUCUGAUGCAAAGACAAA
This is a messenger RNA of Rattus rattus (black rat), 585 nucleotides long. It is a transcript of the gene Ccl5, whose product is annotated as C-C motif chemokine ligand 5. Bases 49 to 327 code for a protein of 92 amino acids. The transcript has 3 exons. Gene Ontology annotation, molecular function: chemokine activity; CCR chemokine receptor binding. Lineage: Eukaryota; Metazoa; Chordata; Mammalia; Rodentia; Muridae. Gene Ontology annotation, cellular component: extracellular region. Gene Ontology annotation, biological process: chemokine-mediated signaling pathway; monocyte chemotaxis; positive regulation of ERK1 and ERK2 cascade. The record is from RefSeq and is a predicted model, not a curated record.